Molecule: messenger RNA, 1641 nt
Organism: Cyclocybe aegerita
Lineage: Eukaryota; Fungi; Basidiomycota; Agaricomycetes; Agaricales; Hemipholiotaceae
Source: the annotation of a GenBank genome assembly
AUGGCCGCCCCUCCAACUCGCAAAUUUCCGAAGGAUUUCCUAUGGGGGUUCGCCACAGCCUCCUUUCAGAUUGAGGGCGCCGCCGACGUGGAUGGACGUGGAAAGUCGAUAUGGGAUGACUUUGCAAAGACGCCGGGGAAGACGUUGGACGGGAAGGAUGGGGACGUCGCGACGGACUCGUACCGGCUGUGGAAAGAGGAUGUGGCCCUGCUGAAGGAAUACGGUGUGAAGUCAUACCGGUUCUCCCUUUCGUGGUCGCGGAUUAUCCCGCUCGGCGGACGCGACGACCCCGUCAACCCCCAAGGAAUCGAAUUCUACAGCAAUCUCAUCGAUGCACUCCUCGCCAACGGUAUCACACCCUUCGUGACCCUGUAUCACUGGGACCUACCCCAAGCCCUCCACGACCGAUACGGCGGCUGGUUGAACAAGGACGAGAUCGUGAAGGACUACACAAACUAUGCACGAGUCUGUUUCGAAUCCUUCGGCGAUCGUGUUCAGUACUGGUUGACAAUUAACGAGCCGUGGUGCGUUGCGAUUUUAGGGUACGGGCGCGGCGUUUUUGCUCCCGGACGCUCGAGCGACCGAGAGCGCUCGCCGGAGGGAGAUUCAUCAACUGAACCUUGGAUCGUCGGGCAUAAUGUCAUCCUCUCACAUGCUCACGCCGUCAAACUAUACCGCGAGCAGUACAAGCCUACACAGAAGGGGCAAAUCGGUAUUACACUCAACGGCGACUGGGCAAUGCCUUACGACGACGACCAAGAGAACAUUGACGCCGCACAGCACGCGCUCGACUUCGCAAUCGGCUGGUACGGGGAUGCCGUUCACUUGGGCUUCUACCCGCCCUACAUGCGCGAAGUCCUGGGGAACAGGAUGCCUGACUUCAGCCCUGACGAAUGGGCGAUCGUCAAAGGGUCCUCGGACUUUUAUGGCAUGAACACUUAUACGACGAACCUGUGCAGAGCUGGCGGCGACGAUGAAUUCCAAGGGAACGUCGACUACACCUUCACGCGUCCCGAUGGCACGCAGCUCGGUACACAAGCACACUGCGCUUGGCUCCAGGAUUAUCCUGAUGGGUUCCGCAGCCUGUUGAACUACUUGUGGAAGCGAUACAAGCUUCCUAUCUUUGUCACGGAGAACGGUUUCGCCGUCAAGGGCGAGAACGACAUGCCCAUCGAGGAGGCCCUCAAGGAUAACGACCGCGUUCACUACUUCCAAGGAACGACCGCUGCCCUCUUGACAGCGAUCCACGAAGAUGGCGUCGACAUCCGAUCAUAUUUCCCUUGGAGUUUCCUCGACAAUUUCGAGUGGGCCGACGGCUACCUCACCCGCUUCGGUGUCACGUACGUUGAUUACGAGACCCAAAAACGCUACCCCAAGGACUCGGCAAAAUUUUUGCUGAAGUUCUUCAAGGAGCACGAUAGCUCCAGAACCGAUACACCGAAGAGCGACUCCGCGCCCGCUGCAGCGAAGAUCGUCGACCAGGCGAACUUGAGCGAGGUCAGCAGCACGUCCACCGUUAAGACCGACACGCCCCCCUCCCCUGCGGCGAAGCCCAAGGAGCCUAAGUCUGUCAAGACACGCGGCUUCAAGGCACGCAUUUCGCGAUACCUCUCAUCUAUCGUUGCGCUCGUCAAAGCGUAA